AUGAACUUCUAUAGAGGCGUGGGCCUGCUAGGAUGCUGUGAUGCUCUGGGUGUGCUGUAUCUUUCAGGGAUGUCAUUUGACGCCGACGGUUCUCAGCAGCGGAUGACCGAAAUGGGGGCUUCCGGGACGUCCAACUUGAACGACUCCAUCGUUUGGCCGAAAGGAUUUUACAUUGUCGGAUUUACGUCUUUACAGUUUUCCCAUUUAUAUAUCAUUUUCUUAACCAUCGUUUAUAUUGUAACGGGCUUGUCCAACCUAUUUAUCCUCUCCAUCAUUUGGACAGACCACCGGCUGCACGCUCCAAAGUAUAUUGCGGUGGCUAAUUUAGGGGUUGUUGAUUUGGGGAUCAGCACAACCAUUAUUCCUGGGAUGAUCAAGAAAUUUCUCGCGAAAGAUAACUUUAUUUCCUACAACGCAUGUUUGACACAGAUGUACUUUUAUUACUGUUUUAUAUCACUAGAGUCAUUUUCCCUCGGUGUACUUGCCUAUGACAGAUUGAUUGCCAUAUGUUUCCCACUGAGGCAUACUUCAAUCAACACUCCCACACGCAUGGUCAGUAUUUUAGCGAUUCUUUGGUCGAUUUGUAUAAGCAUCAAUGUGUUCACUACUGUAAUCAUGACAAGACUGUCUUUUUGUGAUUCUGUCAACGUGGACAGCUACUUUUGCGACUACGCCCCUGUGUUCAGACUGUCCUGCAAUGAUCACAGAUUGCAGUGGGCUACUGCCACAGCUCUGAGUUUAAUUAUUCUGUUCGGGCCACUUAGUUUCAUCGUCAUAUCAUACGUGAGUAUUCUGGCAGCCGUGUUUAGAAUGAAAAAUGUGGAGAGCAGGUACAAGGCACUUGCAACGUGUACAGAGCAUCUCAUUCUUGUUGCGAUUUUCUAUGUGCCAAUCUUAACGCUGUUCAUAGUUGGACUUUUCUUAUUCCGCGUCGAUCCGGAUAUCAGAAUGGUGAGCUUGUCGUUAGCCUCAUGCAUACCGCCCUGUCUGAAUCCCAUUGUAUAUUCCCUGGCAACCAAAGAAAUCAAGAACAGAAUACUGGCUAUGCUCCAAAAAGUCAAGGUCGCAGCGUGGGGAGGGCAGGCGUAG
Messenger RNA from Conger conger (European conger), 1089 nucleotides. RefSeq names its product olfactory receptor 8U9-like. The transcript has a single exon. Bases 1 to 1089 code for a protein of 362 amino acids. NCBI's taxonomy places the organism in Eukaryota, Metazoa, Chordata, Actinopteri, Anguilliformes, Congridae. Gene Ontology annotation, cellular component: membrane. Gene Ontology annotation, molecular function: G protein-coupled receptor activity; olfactory receptor activity. The record is from RefSeq and is a predicted model, not a curated record. Gene Ontology annotation, biological process: G protein-coupled receptor signaling pathway.